Messenger RNA from Lathyrus oleraceus (garden pea), 911 nucleotides. RefSeq lists its product as uncharacterized. The transcript has 5 exons. The coding region runs from base 113 to 763 and encodes 216 amino acids. The record is from RefSeq and is a predicted model, not a curated record. Lineage: Eukaryota; Viridiplantae; Streptophyta; Magnoliopsida; Fabales; Fabaceae.
CAUUGUCGUAUAACGAGUUCAUUGUUGCGUUUUGUGUGAGUUCCUGCUAUUGGCGUAGAAGCUAUGGCAACAUAGAAAACACAGAAAAUCAAAUUUUCGUGCUGAUUCAUUCAUGGAGGCCACUAAGGAAGAAGAAGCUCCAACAUCAGAACAAAAUCCAAAUCCAAAUUCGAAUCCAAAUUCAAAUCCAAAUCCGAAUUCGAAUCCAAAUCGAAACCCUAAUACUCCUCGUACGACGAAAGGAAAAUCGUGUAAGGGAUGCGCAUAUUACUCAUCUGUUCGUAAAGCCAAUUCUCAAAAUCCAGUCUGUUAUGGCUUAUCAAGGACACUAGAGCAAGUUCCUCCAUAUGUCGUGGGAGAAACUGAGUUGGAAGCUUCUAAAGAAGGCCGCAGACUUGCAAACUUCAAGUAUGCUUGUAUUGGAUACUCUAUCUACUUAGACAACAAAGAUUCUUCACCUGACUCGCAGGAUAAGCAAAGAAAGUUGCCCUUUUGCGUUGGUCUUGAGGUGGUCUCAGAGGUGAAUCCUUCUACUUCACCUGCUAGCCAUGUCCCUGCUCAUGCUCGUAAAACUAACGAGCGCGAACAUGCAACCCCUCAACCACGAAUCGGUAAACCUACAAAUACUUCCGCAGAAGAAUUCUUAAACAGGUUUCAAAAAAAUGCUACCCUAGUGGCAAACGGUGUUGUAAAAAACUUGAACAGAGUGGGUAGCUAUGUAAAAGAUACCCUAGAUGACAUUCUAUAUAGGCGACCCAAAUGAAGCUGGCCUUUGCAAGAAAUGUUUUCAAUUUUACAUACUGAUGAUUUUGUCAAUUUAUUGUUGUAUUCUGACAGGUUUUGCUACUUACUAGUUACUAUGUAUAUUUUCUAAACAAUCAUAGCAAUAAAAUUACAUUACCAUCCCAAAA